Molecule: messenger RNA, 1284 nt
Organism: Capsella rubella
Lineage: Eukaryota; Viridiplantae; Streptophyta; Magnoliopsida; Brassicales; Brassicaceae
Exons: 3
Coding region: 1-1284 (427 amino acids)
Source: RefSeq, a predicted model, not a curated record
AUGAUGGUAAUGAAUCCCAAAACUAUAGUUAUAAAUCUCCUCCUCCUAAUCCUACUGCAAAUUUUCACCACUAAUGUCUUAUCUAUGACGCCGGAGCAUAGGAAAGAUCAUAAAGAGGAGUUUAAGGUAAGACCAAACACAGUCACGCAUGUAGUAAUCUCCAACGAACUGUUUGAUCUGAAGAGAGGAAACGCUGGUUUCACAUGCUCUCAUGGUCCCAAGAUAUGGCGGAAGAGCAAACCAGGACAACGUUACAAUUUGAUUCGGUACAAGUACGACGCAUGGUUUCUUCUAUUGCACGUCACCUUGGUCUCCUGCACCGUCAGGACACAUUUUGUCACAACAGAGUUAAAGAUAGUAAAUGGAAUGCAUGGCUUGAAACGUCCAGAGAUCGUUUACCAUUGUCAAGCUAUUAACAGUGGUCUUGACUAUGGAUGGAGACGAGCCAUAAAGCCACCGUUUGGCCACUCCUUCACCGUACUCUUGGAAGGUGGCCUAAAACUUGAGGAAGAGACUCAUCGCUGCCAUUUCAGGUCGGUGCUCGGUACAGCGAACGUCGAUAUCCGUAUGACCGCGAUUGAUUCUGAGAUGUGUAAUAACAAAAACGCAUGUGCAGUUCAUGUGGCUACACCGGAAGGGAUAUGGUUUGAUGGUAAAGAAUGGGAUUUUGAGGAGAGGUAUCCAAGGCUUGUACCGAAGAAAUACAUUGAAGCUAGGUGGAAACCUUGGCCACGACGCAGCAAACGUAGCCGUGUGGGAUCUCAAAAGCAAGGUCGCUCAGGGGGAGACGUGGGUUUCACGUUAAUGAUGAAGAACGAAAUGUAUGGCUUGAAACGUCCAGUGGUUCUCUACCGUUGCAAGUCGUCUAAUAAAUCUCUCCGGUGGCAUAUAUCGAGUCCCCAUGCGGAGUUUAAAUGGGAUUUCGAAGUCCCACCAUUUGGAACUGGCGUAGUGAUCCACCAUUGCGAGUUCCGGUCGAGCCAAGGAACAGCUGAAGUCGAGAUCAAGACAUUGUCGAUGACAUCUAUGUUGUGCGGAGGACAUGUGUGUACAUACGUCAUUAGGCCUAAUGGUGUAUACUUUGUUGGUUUUGAGACCUAUUACCCACACAACAUUUUGUUAAGAUUUCUUGAGUUGGUGAGGCCUGUUGACAAGCUAGUCGAGCCAUGGAAGGCUUGGUCCCCGACACAGCUUAAGGCUUUACGGGAACGCAACAUCACCAGAUCAGAACCCAACGUCAUACACGGUGACAAAGAUGUUGAGCAAGAGGAAGACGACGAUUAG